Molecule: messenger RNA, 4959 nt
Organism: Melanotaenia boesemani (Boeseman's rainbowfish)
Lineage: Eukaryota; Metazoa; Chordata; Actinopteri; Atheriniformes; Melanotaeniidae
Gene: hyal2b
Product: hyaluronidase 2b
Exons: 4
Coding region: 881-2308 (475 amino acids)
Biological process (GO): hyaluronan catabolic process; carbohydrate metabolic process
Molecular function (GO): hyaluronoglucuronidase activity; hyalurononglucosaminidase activity
Source: RefSeq, a predicted model, not a curated record
GAAUGUCAUAUUAUUUUAAAGUAAUCCACAAAAAUUCUUGUUAGAUUACAUUUUGUAAAGAUAAUUUUAUUAAUGAUAUAUAUUAGCAAAACUUCCACAGCGUAACACUUCAAAGCAAUCGGACUCAGACUUGGUUAUAUGAUAUAUUUUAUGAACAAUAAUUUACAAUAAUGUUAGUUGUUCAUGGGGCUUAGAAAAAAUAUAUCAGUCAAUGGAAAGCUUUCCUAGAAAAAGGACCCUUUUCAAAUUUUGUUUUUAUUGUUUUUAAUAUGAGAAGCGCCUUACCAUUAUAUUCAAUUACUUUCUAUAAUCAUACCUGGAACUCCAUUCAUGCAUAUACGAGUUAAACCUUUUAAGAUUGCUGCUUAAAUUAAAAAAAAGAAAAAGAAAGAAAGUACAACACCUUUAUGUGAAGAAUCUGGUGCUGCUUUAAUCAACGAAAUACCUUUAAGAACAGACUAUUAGCAGGUGGGGGUGGACGUUGACACUGGAAUAAACAUUAAUUCUCAAAUUUACGUCCAACAAGGUAAUUAUUUAAUUUAGAUGUUAAAUAUUUGUCAUGUUAAGUGCCAUCGUGUUUUGUACAAGACAAAUAAGAAUUUAUGACAAAUUACAUAUCUGAUUAAUCCAGAAUCCCCCUACUCAUCAGUGAAAUGCAGUGGUCUGUUGUUGCUCAACGUUUUCCGUCACCAUCCUUCCUGGCUGGAUAUUCUGAAGCGGAUUUCUCACUCAUCGAAAUGGAUUGAACGGACAUUAACUGCUAUGUCUCACAUGGCAGGACUGCGGAAAAGGAGUUUAUAUGACGGUUACAUGAGAGGAAUAAACCUUUGUCCCGGGCGUCAACAGAACAGAGAGAAAGGAGUGAAGGUGUGCAGUGACCAUGAAGGCUGUAUUUCCCUUCCUUCUCACCACAGCUGGUCAGCUGCCAUGGUUGAUUCUGACUCUGUUUACAUCAUGGAUGGUCAUGUCUUCAGCAGAUACAAAGCAGACAAGAUGGCCAUUAUAUUCCCAGAAGCCAGUUAUUCUUGUCUGGAAUGCCCCAACACAGGAGUGUGGGACAAGACAUGGUGUUACUUUAUCUUUGGACCAGUUUGACAUCGUAGCAACACCCAAUGAGGGCUUUGUCCGACAGAAUCUCACAAUGUUCUACAAGGAACGCCUUGGGUUGUAUCCCUAUUAUGAGCAUGGGGACACUGCAGUGAAUGGAGGCCUUCCGCAGCUUGCCAGCCUCGUUCAGCACUAUGAAAAGAUGCCCGAAGGUCUGCAGAAAUACAUAAGAGAGCCCCAGGCAAAAGGUUUGUCUGUUAUUGACUGGGAGGAGUGGCGCCCAUUGUGGAUUCGAAAUUGGGAUACUAAAGAUAUCUAUAGACGAAAAUCACGUGAAUUGUUGGCCAAAAAGAACCCUGAAUGGACUCCAGAACGAGUGGGAGAAAUUGCACAACAAGAAUUUGAGCAAUCGGCUCAAAAAUUCAUGCUGGAAACUCUGAAGCUUGCAAAGAAUCUGAGACCCAAUCAACUAUGGGGCUUCUACUUGUUUCCAGAUUGCUACAACCAUGACUACAAAGCUGGUCUGAAAAACUAUACAGGUCACUGUCCCGCUGUGGAGAUGGGCCGCAACGAUAAACUUAACUGGUUAUGGAUGGAAUGUACAGCAUUUUUCCCAUCAAUCUACAUGGGAUCUGUACUUCGCUCUUCAAUUUAUGGGCGCCUGUUUGUCCGAAACAGGGUGAAAGAAGCGAUGCGCUUGGCAUCUGUUGGGGAUGGGUUAGCACGUCCUGUUUUUGUUUAUACCCGGCCUACUUACAACAGUCAGAUGACCCUCCUAACUGAGACAGAUUUGGUCUCCACCAUUGGUGAGAGUGUUGCACUUGGCGCUGCAGGUGUCAUCUUCUGGGGGGACACUUCCUAUGCAAGCAAUACCAGCUGCUCCACCCUGAAAAAAUAUCUUCUAGGACAACUGGGUCAGUACCUCCUCAAUGUGUCCACAGCAGCAGAGCAGUGCAGCCAGGCGCUGUGUAAAUCCCAUGGCCGUUGUCUUCGGCGAGUACCAGACAGUGAUGUAUAUCUGCAUCUCAGCCCUUCAACUCAUAGGAUAACAAGUCAGAGUGGUCAUUUAAAGGUUGCAGGAGCACCUGGCCAGGCCGAGCUGGACGUUUUCCGCACACAUUUCCAGUGCCAAUGCUACAGUGGGUACAGGGGCAAUGGGUGCGAGCAGAAAGAAAAAGGGCAGAAUAGAGCCUCCUCUGUUUUAGGAACCUGGCCUCUCUGCCUUUUACUCCCACUUUUACUCCUGUCUCUCCUUCAAUGAGGAAAACUGUGAAGCUUAAGCUCUUCAGGCAGCACAAAACGGAAAGUUCAGACUUUUUGACAUAAAGUUGGUAAGUUACUGUGUUGAAGCAUUAACAGCUUGUUGUGAGGGGUAGAAUUAGAUUCACUAGGUUGACAAAAGGUGUUCAUUAAAUCAUAUCCUUUGUGUCAAAAAUAAAAGCUUAAUCUGACAGGUCUCUGUCAACUUAACCAAGAUGAGCUGAUAUUGAACCACACUAUGUUGAACAGGACUGCUUUGAAACUAUCUCCACAAGACACGGCGUUUUUUGUAUUUAAUUUUUAUGGUGUACACAACAACAGAACAAAAUGAGCCAAAACAAAACUGGAAGGAUGCAUUUGAUGCCAAACUGCAUAUAACAGGGUUCUUUACGGGUUCUGACAGAAGUUUUUCGAAAGAAUAGAAUAGAACUUUAUUGUCAUUGCAACAAAGUACAAUGAAAUUACAACAAAAUUUCCUUCCUGUUAAAAUGGAAUUUAUUUUCCUUUCCACUGUUGCCCGCUGCCCCGUGCAUGCUCAGGAUCUGCGACUGAAAGUCAAAAUUUGAUGUAAUCUGUUUGUUUUCCUUAGCUAGGCUGUUGUUUAUUCAGAAUUGGCUUGUAUGGAUACUGACUGGAUGACAGUGAAUUGGCUCAAAGUAACUUGUCUGUAAAGUGCCCUGAGAUGACGACGUUGUGAAUUAAAGACCUAAAGCUGAAUUGACUUCACCUCAUGUCCUUGAGGGCCACUGCCCUGCAGGUUUUUGUUAUUUCCCUGCUUUUACAAACCCGAUUCAAAUGAAGCGGAUCUUCUUAACACCUUAACGCCUAUUGAUAAGUCAUCCAUUUGGCCAGGUGAUUGCAAAUGAUUGGCCCUCAAGGACCAGAGUUAAAGAACCUUUGCAUUUACACCAAUAGCUGAAUGUAGCAUUAUAGUGUGAAUGUUUGAUGGAUUCUCUUGUAAAGUCUGAUAGAACUUUUUGAAUGAAAUAUUAACAGUGAUUCAUGCCAGAAGAUGAUAGAUCACAGUCUUAUCCUUUGCUUACAGAAGCAGCGUAGCUGGACCUGCCUGUUUCAAUUCAAAAUGUGCCUUAAGAGGGCUACAAAGUGCUCUUAUAGUUGUAUUUGUUUACAUUUUUUUCAGUAGUGCUUUGUUCAGUAUUUUGCACUGAUCCUAUUGCCAUAAUGCCUAUGAGUUUUUUUGUAUUAAAUAAAUUGUAGAUGAAUGGGAAAUUAUGGACACAACAGUAAAGACCAAUGGAAACAACAAAUAUUUAUUCAGUGAUUAAUGCUGAUGAUAUUAUCUAAUUAACUUUGAUUUUACUGUGAUAACAAGUCAUGCCAAAAUUUUUCAUUAUUGGUAUUCAGGUAUUAUCUCUUCUAUUGUAAUUUUACUUUUCUUGAAAAUAUACUGGCCUUUUAAAUGUACAAAUAUUUGAUCUAAAUGAUCAAAUCUCAUUUCUGCUUGUCACAAAUGUAUUGGAAAUUUUAAUAUAGAAAUGUCAGUUUGUAAGCCAUUAAAUUUUACUCCUGUCUUGGCAUCUUUUGAACCAUAAUGUAGGGUUUGUGUUAAAAACGUAUUAACUGACUGAAAAAUAUCAACUCUAUAAGCGCAGAAAUCUAAUAUUUCUUUGGGCUUCAUUCACAUUUGAGUAUAUUUGUGUCUAUUUUACAUCAAGUCACUGCAGCUUGUGUGAGACUUUCUGCUGGUGUGCUGAUAGCAACUACUGUAGGUACAUGUUUGGAAUAGUUUUGUUGCUCUUGUAUUUGCUAUUCCAUAGCUACCUGAGUAGUUUCAUAUUUAUACUGUACUGUAUAUUUAGUUAAUUAAUAUGAAUUGUGAUGUCAGUUAUUCAUAGUUUCUACUGUUUUUUUCUUUUAACUAACUAAAAAAGCAGACAAAGGCUCAGAUAAUAUUAGCAUAGGAUGUCAUAUAUUAGUUUUUUUUUCUUUAUUUUGCACUUUAAUCUUUUUUUUCUCAUGUUGAAUUUGUUUUCAUUACAUAUUGGUACGUAAUGAAAGAUAAAAUUUUGUUUUGUUUCCUAGGGAGAAAAAAAGCCUAUAUGCAUAUUGUCAGUUCAUUAUAGUAUAAUAGUGGUUUUCCCAUGUAUUGUGCCAAGGUACAGAUAUGUUUCACUAUGAACCUUAUAAAAAAGAGAGCGAUAAAUGGGUAUUUAUAUGGUUGUUAUGCCUUCUCUUUUUUCCUUGUAUCAGGUAUCAUGCUUAAAGUUUGUAGCUGAAUAUCAGCAAAGUUAACAGAACUGAUCAUAACAGAUUAAAAUCUAGGGAAAAAAGACUGAUGUUAAUUGCACAACUUUCCUUAGUUUGGUCUUAGUAUCUUUAUUUCUGUACCAUCCUAUCUUUAGAAACAGUUUUAAAUAUUGAUAUGUCUUCCAGUUAAUUUAAAAACCUUAUUUUGCCAAAAACAGUUUGUCCAUCCACCCAUUUUCAAUACCUGCUCAUUCCAAUGCAGGUGGCUGCAGAUGGCUGGUCACUAGGACAGAGGCAGGGUAAAGCCUGGACAGGUUGCCAUUCCAUUGCAGAUUAACUGUCAUUGUUUCAAACCAUAUCUGCCAAAGUUAAUGAGGUUCUGUAACUUAAACAUUUCAUAUGCAAUUAUUACAGUGGAGAACUGCAAUAUUAAAAUUCCUUUUU